CCCCCUCCGGCCACCCCCUCUUCUUCCUCGUCCUCCUCAACUCUGCCGGGGACGCUCCUCCACCGGGGACGCUCCUCCACCCCGCGCCGGCCGCCCACCAUGGCUUCCGAGGAGCUCUAUGAGGUCGAAAGGAUUGUGGACAGAAGAAAGAACAAGAAAGGAAAGAUAGAAUAUCUGGUGCGGUGGAAAGGCUACGACAGUGAAGACGACACUUGGGAACCAGAGCAGCACCUUGUGAACUGCGAAGAAUACAUUCACGAAUUCAACAGACGCCACAAUGAGAAACAAAAGGAAAGCACAUUAACUAGGACAAAUAGGACCUCUCCCAACAAUGCCAGGAAGCAGAUUUCUAGAUCAACCAAUAGCAGUUUUUCAAAGACUUCUAAAUCGUUAGUGAUUGGAAAAGAUCACGAGUCAAAAAAUAAUCCGUUAUUUACUGCCAGCCAGAAGCUCCGGAAAAAUACAUCACCAUCUCUCUCAAACAGGAAAAAUAUGGACCUUGCAAAAUCUGGUAUUAAAAUCCUGGUGCCCAAAAGUCCUAUUAAGAGUAGGACAGCAGUUGAUGGUUUUCAGAAUGAAAGCCCCGAUAAACUGGAUCAGAUUGAACAGGAUCAAGAAGACUCUAUGGCACCUGAAGUGGCAGCAGAAAAGCCAGUGGGUGCUUUACUGGGGCCUGGUGCGGAGAGGGCUAGAAUGGGGAGCAGGCCAAGAAUACACCCUCUAGUGCCUCAACUUCCAGUUCCGGUCACCGCAACCAUUGCGUCCGCAUUAACGAUCAAUGGAAAAGCAGCAGCAGACGUAGAAGUCCAGGACCCUCUGCUCCUUCCUCCCAAUCCUCUAGGACUCGAGGUGAACCCCACCCAUCCCCCCCGAGCCAGGAGUAACAGGAAAAGAGGUUCAUCUACCUUUCUGGAUGCAUUAGCUGCCAAUGGAACAACCAAUAUACAAACAUCUGUUACAGGCGUGACAGCCAGCAAAAGGAGGUUUAUUGAGGACCGAAGAGACCAACCUUUUGACAAAAGGCUGCGUUUCAGUGUGCGACAAACCGAAAGUGCUUAUCGAUACAGGGACAUUGUGGUUAGAAAGCAGGAUGGCUUCACUCACAUUUUAUUAUCAACAAAAUCUUCAGAGAAUAAUUCCCUAAACCCAGAGGUAAUGAAGGAAGUUCAGAGUGCACUGAAUACGGCCGCUGCAGAUGACAGUAAACUUGUGUUGCUCAGUGCAGUGGGUAGCGUCUUCUGCUGUGGUCUUGAUUUCAUUUAUUUUAUACGGCGUCUGACAGAUGACAGAAAAAGAGAAAGCACUAAAAUGGCGGAAGCCAUUAGAAACUUUGUGCAUACUUUGAUUCAGUUUAAGAAGCCCAUCAUUGCAGCAGUAAAUGGUCCAGCAAUUGGCCUUGGAGCUUCCAUACUGCCUCUCUGUGAUGUCGUUUGGGCUAAUGAGAAGGCUUGGUUUCAGACCCCAUACACUACCUUUGGGCAGAGUCCUGAUGGAUGUUCUUCCCUCUCCUUUCCCAGGAUAAUGGGACUAGCUUCUGCAAAUGAAAUGUGGUUCAGUGGAAGGAAGUUGACCGCACAGGAGGCUUGUGCCAAAGGAUUGGUCUCCCAAGUGUUUUGGCCGGGGACAUUCACACAGGAAGUAAUGGUUCGAAUUAAGGAACUUGCCACAUGUAAUUCAGUUGUUCUUGAAGAAUCCAAAGGUCUGGUGCGCAAUGUCAUGAAGAUGGACUUAGAGCAAGCAAACGAGAGAGAGUGUGAAGUGUUAAAGAAAAUCUGGGGCUCUGCUCAAGGAAUGGACUCCAUUUUAAAAUACUUGCAGAGAAAAAUUGAUGAAUUCUAAUUGGCUGUGAUGCUCGUAAAUUGACACUGGAAUUGAAUUUAAUGGAUAUCUAUGGCUCAAAGAUACCCUAAUCCAUUUUGAAACCCUGAAACAGGUUUACCUAUAGCUGAAAAAGCUUGGAAAUAGGACACUGGAAAAAUCCAAGCUGUGUACCAUUGAGGAGCUUUUAAAAGUACUGUAUCUUAAGGAGAAAAAAAAUUACCAGAUCUCCUUUGUCCCAACAUAAUUCUUUUAUAUCGAAUAAUCGUACACACACGAAGUAAAAAUAUAACAAUGAGCACCAGACAGCUUUUGAAGCUCUAGUUUUAUUGUCUUUGGCUAGUACUGUAUAAAGAAGAAAAGCAUUGAACUGUGUUUGUUGUUUUCUGGGUAGCAGGAAAGUCUGGAAUAAUGUUUGUUCUUUCUCUAUACAUUUUCUUCUAGAAUACAGAAUUUAAACGGGUAUUAGCCAAACUUUUCACCGCCCCAACAAGUCAGUAAAGAUCUGAGGCUUUGCGUUUUGUCUCAGAGAAGGUGCAAAUACCUCAAAUAAUAGAAUAUUCUAAAUGAAAAAUAAGCAUCUUUAAUAGGAGAUGCCCUUAUAAGUGAAAAGCCGAAUGAUACACAUAUCCUAAAAACAGAAUGUGUGCUCAGGAUUUAUGCUAAGUAAACAUCCGGCUCCCUUUAAAAAAAAAAAAAAAAGUCCAAUUCUUACCCAGUUAGCAUGAAGAAACCACUGUCUCUCUAGAAGAAAGCUUGUUUUGCAGUAUUAGUGAAUCACUGAAUAUCUUAUGUAAGAAUAUCUAAGUUAUAAGUUAGUCUUAGUGGAUUUUAAAAUAGUUUUCCUGACUUUUAAAAAAUAACUACAUAAGUGCUUCUUGUUGCUGGGUGAGAAUACUACUUUAUAUACAGUUUUGUUUUCCUUUUGCAGAUAUAAUUAAUGUAUUACACCAAAAAUUGCAUUUUAUGUUCAUCCGUGUAAUUUCUAGGUUCACUUAGAAUAUAUUUUUAUUUAAUAAGUUAAAUUCUCUUGGCACACUAUUAAAUACGGAAACUUCUUUCAAAAAAAAGGACUACCUUAUAUUAGACAUUUACUGUUCUUUGUCUUUGCUUUAUAUGUCUACACCAUGGACUUUAUACAGCAUGGUGUACAAGAGUGCCCUGUGUAAAUAGACAUAUUUUGCAUUCCUUUCAGGAGUGUUACUGAUUCCUGACUACAGGUGCCUGUAAUUACUUGGGCAUCUGGGCUUGCAAUCUGAAUGAAUGUAUGAAGAAUGAAAUAAAAUCAAACCUUAUUUUUGUACAGUUUUGAAGUUUAUACUUGGAACUGACCACCUCCCUCCCCUCCCCCCCUUCCCGGCAGAGAGCUGUACAGUGUGUAAAUCUGCCUUUACCUUGGAUUGGUACAGUAUUUUUGCAUCUGUGGGACCUACUUUUUUGUUCAGUAGUUGAACUAUAUAUAAACUGUACAAUCUGUAAAGUUUUUAUAGAAUAAAUAUUCAGCUGUGAAAACUGGUUAAAAUAAAACUAAUAUUUCUUAACACAUUCUAAA
Ornithorhynchus anatinus (platypus) is the source of this 3370-nucleotide messenger RNA. It is a transcript of the gene CDYL, whose product is annotated as chromodomain Y like. Gene Ontology annotation, cellular component: nucleus. The transcript is spliced from 8 exons. The record is from RefSeq and is a predicted model, not a curated record. Bases 100 to 1839 code for a protein of 579 amino acids. Gene Ontology annotation, molecular function: transcription corepressor activity. Lineage: Eukaryota; Metazoa; Chordata; Mammalia; Monotremata; Ornithorhynchidae.